ACUCCAGGAUCUAGACGUCAGAAAAUGUUAUAUUUUUCCCAACUCAGGUCUUUACGGUGGAUUUUCCUUCUUGUUGUGAUUUGUCUGGAUGUUGAGCCACGGCCGAUUUUCAAAAACCAUUUCCAAACUGAGACCAAUAGCAAGAAUGUCAUCAUCCCAGAGGAAAAUAUUGUGAUCAAAGAAACGAUACCUGGAUACAUUGUAUUCAGCCUGCCCGAUGGAGGACAUAUACGGGUGAUAUACCAUGUGGAUAAGUACGGAUUCUAUACGGAAACCGUGGGAUAACAUGUGAAAUGCUUAUUUGAGAGUAUUAUUGAAAUGCAGUCCCAACUGCAUCUAUAAAUGGAAACAAGUUGUAUAAUAUUUCAACGAGACCAAUUUGUAUUUCAGAUUUUAAAAAUAAAUGGAACCAUACGCAAA
Molecule: messenger RNA, 420 nt
Organism: Drosophila subpulchrella
Lineage: Eukaryota; Metazoa; Arthropoda; Insecta; Diptera; Drosophilidae
Exons: 2
Coding region: 25-285 (86 amino acids)
Source: RefSeq, a predicted model, not a curated record